This is a messenger RNA of Danio rerio (zebrafish), 2522 nucleotides long. Lineage: Eukaryota; Metazoa; Chordata; Actinopteri; Cypriniformes; Danionidae. The record is from RefSeq and is a predicted model, not a curated record.
CCGGAUUCCGGAACUGGCCCGAGUGUAUGUUGCUAUAUGGGUAAGUGCUGUUUUCAAUCUGAUUAUUGAAAUAGCGGUGGUGGGAUGGUGGGAGGAGAGCAGCGUUUUUCCACAGUUGUAAAACACUCAAAAUGAAACUGAGAAAACUGUUUUCAUCAAGAAGACAAGAGAGGGCAAUUUACAUAGCCUACAUCUGGAGGAGAUCAUCCUUCUCAGUCUCCUGCCGCUGGUGCUGUUGGUGGUCAGUCUGAGCAGCGCGGACAUGUAGACAUAACAGCAGGCAGAAUGAUUGUCUUCGUCUUGCUGAUAUUCGGUGGCGAUGCUUUUCUUCAGUGGAUUUGGGAUUUGGUGUGUGAGGAGGGUCGUGCGCUUCUCAUGUCUCCUCACUGGAGUGUGUUUGCGGCUUUCAGCGCUCACCUCAUCUUCUCGGUGCCCUUCUUACUUCUGGAUGUGUUCAGUCCACACGUGGGAUGGAUUCAUAAGUACAGGAUUCGCCGCCAACUCGUUGGCUUGAAUGAGUGGUUUCGAUGUGCUUCUCGAAUCUUAUGGAAAUACGUGGUUGGCGUUUUGCCGUUGACUGCGUUGCUUCUGUCGUUACGGCGGACGCAUCUCCCGGAGAAAGCACCGUCUAUGCUUCAAUCCUUCAGAGAAUGCAUCUCCUGUAUGCUUGUGUUUGAUACGCUCUUCUUCAUGUUUCAUUACACCAUCCACAAAAUUCCCUGGUUUUACCACAACAUCCACAGUGCUCACCAUAUGAACAGGGAAACGUUUGCUCUGGCAGCUCAGGACUCCAGUAUUGGUGAACUUCUGUCUUUACAAUCUCUUGCAUUUCUCAGUGCGAUGCUGGUGCGCUGCCACCCCCUCAGCGAAAUCCUCUUCCAUCUCCUGAACACCUGGAUGGCAGUGGAGGAUCACUGCGGAUACGACUUCCCCUGGGCACUGCAUCGGCUGCUGCCAUGUUUCAGUGGAGCGCCGCACCAUUCAGCCCACCAUCAGCACUUUAGAGGGAACUUCGCCCCUUAUUUCAGACACUGGGAUUACAUCUUUGGUACAUCAUUGCCUACAGCAGUUGAAAAAAGAAACCUGUGAUAAGAUGAAUCCAGGCUACAUGAGUCCUUUUGAGACUGAGAUUGUGAAGAAUGUCUUCUUUUUACUGUUAUGACAGUUUUUUAAAAGAUUAGGCAAUUUUUUUUGCAUGUUGCACUGGAGUUUUUUUGAAUACUCAUGUGUUUUUAGCUGUUUAGCAAGUACAUAGCAUACUUUGAGCGCUUGUUUUUCAAACGCUUUUACUUAAUCCAUAUAUUUUUGUCAAUCCAUAUAUUUUUUCUUCAAAUUUGGAUUCGCAUUGACUUUUCAGCAGUGAGUCGUAAGAGGGUGUUAGGGGUCCGUGGAAAUAUAUAAGGAAAAAGCAUUUAACAAUCAUAAAAAUAAAUACAUAUUUUUAUUUAUUUAUCAAUAGAAAGAACAAUGGAAGGAAAUGUUUUAAGGUUAAAAUAAUAAUAAAAAAUCUUAUUUUGAAUAAAACAAAUGAACUGAAAUUUCUUUAAAGUAACAUAAAAACUUGAUUAAUGUGAAUAAGAAAAUCUGAUCAAAUUUAAAUAAGAAAAUAAAUAAGUACUGUUGUGAGUGAAAACAGUUUUAAAAUGUAAAAGCUAUAGAAAAUACAUUUCAGCCCCAUUUAAAACAUUCAUUUUGACACUAUGAAUGGAAUCUUUAUACAAGAAGUGUUUAGAUUUUAGGGAUAACACAAGUGUGAUACUGUUUGGGAAUUUAAAAGAUUCUAAAGGUUUUAGCCCCUGAUGUAAAUCACAAAAAAUGUGAUAAGAACAGUAAACCUUUAACAGUAUUAACACCUCUGGCCCACUUACAAAUAUUUUAUAAAUAUUCGAAUUUCAAAUGUUUAAAAUGCUUUCAAUUUUUAAAGCAAUAUAUAAUUUUAAACUGUAAAGUUGUGCCCUGUGCAGUUGCUUUUAACCGUAAAAUCAGUAGGUCAAAUUGACCCAAGAAUCUUAAAAAAUGCCCUAAAAAUGAAUUUGCUACAUUCCAUUUUGCAGGACAUCGAUGUCAAAUUUUAUAUUCAUUAUCAAAUGAUUUAUAGACGUCUCAAAUUAUUAUAGUCAUUAAUGUAAAGUGACAACUCCAAAAUCAAAUGGACUAAACUGACACAGAACAUAAGAGUAAAAUAAAUUUGCCAAAGCUGGUGAAUUGUACUUUUACAUUUUGUUUUUAAAAGGUAAUUAUGGAAAGUAAAACAAUGUUCUGCUUACUUGAGUGCAUUAUAGUGUAUUUCCAAUGGAAACUUUUUACAUAGAUAAUUCAAAUAUACUGCAUAUUCAUAUAUACUGUACUAAAUCACUGCAAACAUCUGAGUUGGGUAAGUUUAUGUUGUUUUCUUUGCUUCCUAAAGCUGCAUUUUAAUACCUGAUCAAAGAACAUAGUCAGUCAUAUUAUUGUGAAAUAUGAGCUUUUUGUCCUGAAAAUAUUUUUUGUAAUGGAAAACUUAAAAUAAAGUGUCACAUGAU